Adineta steineri is the source of this 933-nucleotide messenger RNA. Lineage: Eukaryota; Metazoa; Rotifera; Eurotatoria; Adinetida; Adinetidae. The record is from the annotation of a GenBank genome assembly.
AUGACAACUCGUAAUUUAACAUCACAGUUUGAACAAUUUCGAAACCGUGCUACCCGUGAACCGCAUUAUCUUGUUGAUAAUAAAUCUAUUGGUGAUCGUACAGCAUUAUUACAAAGUGAAGAUGAAGAUAUUGUUCACUUUGAAAAGCCUGAUUUACCACUAUGGAUGGAAUUGGAACGAAAAAUACAAUUACAGCUCGAUGAAGUACGAAGUCAAGUUAAAAAAUUACAACAAUUACAAAAUAAGUAUUUAAAGCAACCUGAUUUUGAUGAUAAUUUAACUAAUAAAAACCAAAUUGAUACACUUACAAACGAUAUCACAACGAUGUUACAAGAAUGUAAUGCAUCUGUUCAACGUCUUGCAUUACAAGCUAAAAACCCACAGAAAAAUUCAUGUGAUCAACGUUUAAUUUCAAAUGCUGUUCAAGCAGCAGUCACUGCUUUUCAAGAUAUAACCACUAAGUUUCGGAAUUACCAAUGGGGUUAUAUUCUUCAAUUGAAACAUCGGAACGAAAAUAGUCGUCAGACUAUGACUAAUUUUGAUAUUAAUAUGCAUUCCAAUCCAUUUACUGAUCAAGAUGAUCCAGAUAUAGAUUUUGAUCAAUUAACUUUAACGUUAGAAAGUCAAGAACAAGUAACAUCGGUAACUCUUAAAUUUGAGAAAGAACGUGAGAAAGAAAUUCGUGAAACACUUCAGUCAAUGAAUGAUGUUAAUAAUAUAUUUAAUGACAUUGCAACAUUAGUUUCUAGUCAAGGAACAUAUAUAGAUCAAAUAGAAUGUAAUAUGGAAGAAGCUGUUGUUCAACUUGAACAAGGAAAUCAACAUUUAGUUAAAGCCGUUGAACAUCAGAAUCGAUUGUUAAAAUGGAAAUUAAUAUUUAUUGGUAUUGGUGCUGCUGUUUUAUUAUUUAUUAUUUUGAUGAGUAUUAUAUGA